AUGCGGGCAGUGGGCGAUGCCGUGGUGCCCGGGCUGGCGGAGUGGCUCGCCGGUGCCGGCCUGGCCUGGCGCCUGCGGUCGGUGGAGGCGUGGUGCGAGCGCAUGGGCGCCAGCACCCUGGAGGAGGUGCUGGAGGCCUUCGACGAGCUCGCCGAGGACCUGGGGCUGGCCCGCGCGGAGCGCGAGGAGCUGUCGCCCGCCCAUCGCGGGGGCACAGGAAGCGAGUCUGUGCUGGCGUUCGGGCCGCCGGAGUGCCCGCGCAAGUACGCGUACGCCGUCAAGUCCAUCGGGCUGUCUAAGCUGCGGCGCGUGGCAGACUACCCGCGGAUCUUGGAGAUGCUCCACCAGGAGGUCGCGAUCCUGUUCUCAUUGCAGCACCCGCGGGAGACCUGCGGUUGCGUGUUCGUGCAGGUGGCGGAGGGUCUGAGGUACAUCCACUCCAGGGGAGUGGCCCACCGCGACCUCAAGCCAGACAACGUCCUCGUGUGCCGCAGCCGCCGUGGCGAGGGUCCGCCCGAGGUGAAGCUCACCGACUUCGGGCACUCCCGAGUGGUGGACGACCACUUCUUCGGGUCAGUGGGCACGCCGCUGUACAUGGCACCCGAGGUCAGCGCGGGCCUGGCGGCCGUGGACGACCGCGACGCAGACCUCUGGAGCCUCGGGGUGGUGCUCUUCGUCAUGCUUCGUUACCGGCUGCCCGCCUGGCUGACCGACGCCCAAGCCAGGCAGCUGCGGGCAGACCUCCGCACGUGGAUGCUCAAGUUCAGGUGCUCCGCAUUGACGCGGGGCGCCGACGUCGUGAUCACCUACGGAGACGACGCUACCGUGGAUUGGGACAGGGUUCGCUCCGCUCAUGCCGAGGUCGCCCAGAUCAUGAACUACCACAUCGGCGCGCGGCGCCCGUGUUCGGGCACGGUCGAGCAGGAGCUCCGGUCACGCGGGGGCCACGGCGGAGCCAGGCCGAGCCCUGCGCUGCCAGGGGCGGGGCCAGCCCGAGCGACGCCGGCGACCAGGGCGGAGUCGGAGCCAGCCCCAUUGGCGGCCUCGCCGAGGACGGCCGCGCAGGAGGCCGAGCUGGCGCAGGCGGGGAUGACGCUCUUGGCUGCCGCGCUGGCGGGGCGAGGCAGCACCGCUGCGGGCGCGCCCCAGGAGCCCGAGCCCGAUCCUGCGAGGCUCGGGGCCGCCCGCGCCGUGCGGUCGCCGCCCGCCGCGCUGGCUGUGGACGAGGACGACGCCCGCCAGCGCAGGUUCGAAGCCCGGCGGCAUGCCCACGCCGCCAGGGGCUCAACGGGCGCAUCGCCGGCGGGCCCAGUGGGUGUUUCACCCUCGCGGGCAAAAGCGCCACCGCCGCCGUCAGCUUUGCCGUCGUCGUCGGCCCAGCCAUGCUCGCGUCGCGGAGAAUACACGGCGGACGGUUUUUGUUGUUGUUAG
Messenger RNA from Prorocentrum cordatum, 1431 nucleotides. NCBI's taxonomy places the organism in Eukaryota, Dinophyceae, Prorocentrales, Prorocentraceae. The record is from the annotation of a GenBank genome assembly.